UGAGAGACAACGAGGCAGAGGUGAAUCUGCUGCAAACGGAAAAGAAAUAAGAUAAUGCGGAGUUUGGAAUGGACAUGGCGCUUCGCCAAUUUGAAGCGCCACUGUUUCUAUCAGAAGCCACCAGGCCCUCCGCUCCUCCUCAUCUCCGCCUCUUUCUGCAACAAAAUUUCACUCCAAUCUCUCAACAACUCGUUGUCGUCACCGGUGUACAAUUGCAGUAGCUAUACGGAACCCGGGAUUGGACUCAGGCCUCCCUCUGCUCUGCCUGAUGGUGGAAAGUUCGAUGAGGAUGAUAUGGGUGCGGACGGAAGUAAAGAAGAAGAUGAAAAACAGCAGCUCAGAAGCGUGGCAACGGCUUCAGCAAUUUCCGUCGCAGAAGAAUCUAAUUCGGCGACGAUACUAUCCUCUUGCUUGGUUGGUCUUCUUACAGGCGUUGCCGUUGUGCUCUUCAAUAACGCAGUGCACGAGAUACGUGACUUUUCCUGGGAUGGGAUUCCGUAUCGAGGUGCCUCGUGGUUGAGAGAUGAGCCCACUCAAGUGAUAUGGAAGCAAGUCAUUUUGGUCCCUGCUUGUGGGGGCCUCAUUGUGAGCUUGUUGAACCUGCUUCGAGCUGAUCCUUCUCUGCAAUCGGACCAACGAGACUCUUCUCCUCCCCCUUCUUCCGCACCAACCAUUUCACUUUCGCUGCCUAAUAAUGUUAAGGCUGCUUUGAGACCAUUUUUAAAGGCAGUCGCUGCUUGUGUCACCCUCGGCACGGGGAAUUCCUUAGGGCCUGAAGGUCCUAGUGUUGAUAUAGGCACUUCCAUUGCCAAAGGUGUUGGCACUUUGUUCGACAAAAGUCCCAAUAGAAAGCUCUCCCUUGUGGCUGCGGGAUCAGCUGCUGGAAUCGCUUCCGGGUUCAAUGCUGCUGUAGCUGGUUGUUUUUUCGCUGUGGAGUCAGUGUUGUGGCCAUCACCAGCAGAGUCGUCCGUAUCGCUUACAAAUACCACUUCUAUGGUUAUACUUAGUGCAGUAAUAGCUGCUGUAGUUUCCGAAAUUGGUCUUGGUUCUGAACCAGCAUUUAAGGUUCCAGAAUAUGACUUCCGCUCACCUAGUGAGCUCCCACUAUACUUAUUGCUGGGUAUGCUAUGCGGCUUCGUUUCAUUGAUCUUAUCUAGGUGCACGUCAUACAUGUUGGUAAUUGUUGAGAAUCUUCACAGUUCCAUUGGCAUACCACGGGCUUUGUUCCCUGUAAUGGGAGGCCUAACUGUUGGCUUGAUAGCCUUGGCAUAUCCUGAAAUCCUUUACUGGGGUUUUGAGAAUGUUGACAUUUUGUUAGAAUCUCGACCAUUUGUUAAAGGUUUAUCAGCUGAUCUAUUGCUUCAGCUGGUAGCAGUCAAAAUAGUAGCAACCUCUUUGUGCCGGGCCUCUGGAUUAGUGGGAGGCUACUAUGCCCCAUCCCUCUUUAUUGGUGCUGCAACAGGAAUGGCAUAUGGGAAAUUCAUUAGUCUUGCAGUUGCUCAAUCCAAUUCUCUGAUUCAUCUCUCGAUAUUGGAAGUGGCAUCACCCCAAGCAUAUGGCCUGGUUGGAAUGGCUGCUACUCUUGCAGGGGUGUGUCAGGUUCCUCUCACUGCAGUUUUAUUGCUUUUCGAAUUGACACAAGACUAUCGGAUAGUUCUACCGCUACUUGGAGCAGUAGGACUAUCCUCAUGGAUUACUUCUGGACAGACGAGAAGAAUUGAUGUCAAGGAGAUUAAAAAAAUCAAGCAAAAUAGUUCUACUACAACCCCACAACCUGAAAUGUCUUCCUCUUCUACAAUUGGCGCAUCUUCUUCUGCACUCGCUGAAAAGGCAUCUUAUAUGAGUAACCUUUGUGAAGUUGAAAGUUCACUUUGUAUAAAUGAUUCUGAUAUUGAAGCCAAAGAGUUAGAAAAGAGAAUAUUUGUUUCUGAAGCCAUGAGAACAAGAUAUGUUACUGUCUUGAUGAGCAGUACACUUAAUGACACAGUGAGUCUCAUGCUUACAGAGAAGCAGUCCUGUGCAAUGAUUGUUAAUGAUCAUAACAUCUUGAUUGGUUUACUGACACUUGGAGGCAUUGAAGAGUUCAGCAAAAUUGUGAAAGCAAGAAGCAAAAGAACCAAGGAGCUUUUGGUAUCUGAAAUGUGUACUUUGGAUGGAGAAAUAUGUCGAGUACCAUGGACUGCUACACCUGGGAUGGAUCUUCUUUCUGUUCAAAUUAUCAUGAAUAAGCAUGGUGUGAGUCAAGUACCAGUUAUAGAGGAUGUUGAAGAUCACCGAGGGCACUUAGUUGGCCUGUUAGAUGCAGAAUGUAUCGAUCUAACUUGCAGAGCUCUAGCAACUAGAGAAUUCCUAAGCUAAUAUUCCGCUUGAGAAAGGCACGUCACUUACUGAGGAUGGUCUGAGUCGCGUAAUACUUGCUUGAGAAAUACUUUAGAUGAACCGGACUACCUGACACUAGAGAUUUUGCUCAUCUUUCAAUUCUAGAGUUUCCUGUCUCAGGCUCUCAACCCAGACCAGACAAGGUGCCUUAGAGGACCUCAUUGGCUCACCCCACAUGGUGAAAGGUUCUUGCACAUUAUAUCGUGUAUCCAGAAUCAUUUAAGAGUUCGACUCAGAUCAACUGUGCUAUAUUACAAAGAAAGGUGGAUACAGCUUCUUCUGUAGCUAACAACCAAAUGCAGCCCUUGGAGGUAAAAGAAUGGCAAGAUGGACUCUCCCGGGGACAGGUAGAUUUGGUCCAUGAUCGGAAUAGAGCUCGUGUUCAUUAAUUAAGGUUCUCUCUUUAAUCUAAAAUUACUUGGAUUUUCCUGUUGCCUUUGACCCACAUUUAUGCUCCAUCUUAAUGUGACUAAACUUGUGAGAUUAAUCUCAUAAGUUAAGUGCCAAAUAAUUUGAUUGGUGAAGUCGUUUUAGUUCUCGGACGAAAGUCCAUCGGUCAUAAAUGUCUUUAAAUUUAAUAGAAAGGCAUUAAGAUUUUCUAGUGUCAAUUUUCGGACUGGUCCACGGUUAGGUUUGGACCGUUCACACAAGAUACAAUUUAAGAUCGCAUUGAGAGAUCAAUAAACAAGUGGAAUUAGUGUGAUUUUCAACUUCAA
Messenger RNA from Juglans regia (Persian walnut), 3095 nucleotides. RefSeq names its product chloride channel protein CLC-e. The record is from RefSeq and is a predicted model, not a curated record. NCBI's taxonomy places the organism in Eukaryota, Viridiplantae, Streptophyta, Magnoliopsida, Fagales, Juglandaceae. The coding region runs from base 55 to 2358 and encodes 767 amino acids. Gene Ontology annotation, molecular function: voltage-gated chloride channel activity. The transcript is spliced from 7 exons. Gene Ontology annotation, cellular component: chloroplast thylakoid membrane. Gene Ontology annotation, biological process: transmembrane transport; chloride transport.